Suillus clintonianus is the source of this 1720-nucleotide messenger RNA. RefSeq lists its product as uncharacterized. The transcript has 4 exons. Bases 28 to 1656 code for a protein of 542 amino acids. NCBI's taxonomy places the organism in Eukaryota, Fungi, Basidiomycota, Agaricomycetes, Boletales, Suillaceae. The record is from RefSeq and is a predicted model, not a curated record.
GUGCUGUCCAUCCUUUUCCUGCCUCUCAUGACAGUUUCCUCCAAGCCGACAGAACAAGACUGGCAUACAUCCAGUCUUCCGAGUCUUGCAUAUAACGCACUCCCGAAUCACCAGGAUGACUGUGACUCGAUAAUAUCUUACUCAAAGAUCACUCUUGAGAGUGGAAAUGAUUUCUACGACCGCAGUUUGACAAGUCGCAGAUACGCCCUUGUUGGAGUAGCAUGCUCGUGCAUCGUCAGCUGCUGUUGCAUCGUUGCAGGCACUAUCAUUGUGGCCUUUCUCAGAGGUAACGGGGCAAUCCCAACAAAACUAAAUACAAACCUGCAGAAAGAGAUGCUGGUCCUCGUACUCAACCUAAUCGUCACGUUGUGCACGGAGUCCACGGGCUUCGUACACAACAUUGCCUUGCGCUCGGCGCUAGCCUCAGAGCGCCGGCUUCGUUUCAAUACGAAUCUGCGCCUUCUGACCGCGGCUCAUGGAUGGAGAAACCCAAACGGCGCCUUGCUUAAUGUUAUCACCGCUAUUCUCCUCAUCAUAUCCUACAACUCAGCCUCGCUUGUCAUAUUAUUCCUCGAUAACAGCGGUGACACUACGGGAAAAGCAUUCUAUGUCUACAUCGCAGGGUUGCCUCUCCUUUUGUUGGGCGUCGCACUUCUUCUUCAGGUGAUGAUCGCCUUGUCAGGAUUGCGAUCUGUCAAAAUAUUGACGUGGAGCUCCUCCUCUUUCGAUUUGACUGCCGCUAUGGUCCACCAUACACAAUUGACGCCCGCUCCUUUCCGGUGCAUGCGUGGUGUGUCUGACAUGGACGUAGAUGAAGGUCCAGCAAAGCCGUCAGAGACACAGCCAUCCGCAUGGCAUGCUCAUCCUAGCGUCCGGAAAGUGAUAAUUUCUCUUUGGGCGCUCGUUGUAGCAUGCGCUGGAUGGGCUACGCUCGUCAUGGUCAUUUCCAACAAGUUUGAUGGAGGCUUGUUACCCAGCCCUGCACUUAGCUCCGAGUCGUGGUCGUUCUUCCCCAGCGAGCAGUACUCUAAUGCCCUCGUAUACGGGAUUCCACUCUCCGGAGGUGUCAGUGUUCAGUGGUGGAUUUUGUCCUUUGUCAAUCUGGCGGUUGUUCAGGGACCAUUGACAAUUGGGCUGCAUUGCUCGGAACUCAUCGCGAAUGUCAUUCGAGAUGAAAGACAUUGGAAAAGUGCUACCGGAAGGAAAGGACUUAGAAUGGCGACAAAUCCGUUGGCGUCGCUUUUUUCUAAUCCGCUCAGUCUUGUACUGCUCGUCGCAAAGCCUGCGCUACACUGGAUGUUCGGGCUUUCGUUCACUUUGCUUGCCAGCGGCGGUAACCAGACGCUAGAAAUGGUCGCCAUAUACAUGUUUACAGCCCAGAUCUGGAACUUGUGUUUAGCGCUGUUCAUAUUCGCGUGCUUCUUUACUCUCAUCGCAUUACUCCGACCGCAUAGCCCCCAGCCGGCUGCGUACGGCCACCUGCAGACGCUCGCCAACCUCGUGGACGAAUGGUCGCCUGUGAUGUGGUGGGGCCACAAGGAAGACAGAGCCUCCUAUUGUCAUGCUGGGACAAGUGAUCAUUCGCUGCCGCCUGUGAAGAUGGACUGCGUUUAUGCUGCCAGGCUGGGAUCCAUACAUCUUGAACCCAGUCAGUGACUAAUGACGCUGAGCCGCCAGGGCAGGGUUCCACGUUCAACGUUCAAUAUUUUCAAUGACGACA